Molecule: messenger RNA, 2378 nt
Organism: Boeremia exigua
Lineage: Eukaryota; Fungi; Ascomycota; Dothideomycetes; Pleosporales; Didymellaceae
Product: fungal-specific transcription factor domain-containing protein
Exons: 8
Coding region: 75-2333 (752 amino acids)
Biological process (GO): DNA-templated transcription; positive regulation of transcription from RNA polymerase II promoter by galactose
Cellular component (GO): nucleus
Molecular function (GO): RNA polymerase II cis-regulatory region sequence-specific DNA binding; zinc ion binding; DNA-binding transcription factor activity, RNA polymerase II-specific
Source: RefSeq, a predicted model, not a curated record
CCUUGGCUUGGCUUGGACCGAGCACGUUGAGGACGCGACCUCAUCCGAAUACUUCCAUCCCAGUGCAGUAGUUAAUGGCAGAUCUCGUUGCUCACAGUACGGUGCGAGGUGUAGCGCGUAAGAAGGCGGUAGAGGCGUGCGAAAGAUGUCGAGGCAAGCGUAUCAAAUGUGAUGGUCUCCAGCCGUGCAACCAGUGUGUAAAGAAAAGUCUCCAAUGCGACUUCACAAUCGCACCUUUACAAAAAACAGGUGGAACUGAGGCUCUUGCGGAGAGGCUUGACCUUGUUCUUGCGCGACUCGAUCAAAUUGAGAAAAGGUUGAGUCAGCAAGGCACCAGCAGUACAAUUCCCUCCAGCCAACCGGCAAUAGCAUCGAAGCCCCAGCUGUUCGCUUUGCGCCCACAGACCCGUGGUAUAGUCAAACUCAAUCAGCAGACCGGAUGCUUUGAGUAUUACGGUCGAACCUCGACUUUCCAGAUAGCGUCCACACUCGGAAAGACUUUUGACCAUCGAAAUGAUGCAGCAAUAGACCCACCAUCCAAGAAGCGAAGGCUUGAUUCGAGUCCUCCGGAGUCGCCUAAUACAGCUCACAAGACAUUGGAUUUGGAUGAACUCACGAGCUUUUGUGAUUACGUUGUUCCACCACAUGCUUUGCGUGGUGAUAGACGUCUUCAGGUCCAUGUCGCUGACAGGCACCUUGAGAAUUUCUUCCGCACGAUUCACAUCUUUCUGCCCAUCCUGGAUCAAGCGCAUCUCAAGGCGAGGUACAAUGCGUUGCGGAGACUAUUUGGAGACAAGCAACUCACCUUCGCAACGUCCGGAGAACCCAAUCGGCCACAGUUUGUGUGCCUUUUGUAUUCAAUCUUGGCAUUAGGCGCUCUAUAUGAAGAUGAUCAAGAUGACAGCUGCGUAUGGGCGUCUUGGUACUUCGCCGAAGCACAAAGCAUGCUUGGGCGUCUACUGGACGCGAGCAAUCUGGAUCUGGCUCAAGCAGCAACAUUUCUUGGAGCAUACGCGCAGCAUGCGAUUAAACCAAAUUUGGCUUACAAUCUUAACGGCAUUGCAGCGCGAUUGGGAUACUCAAUUGGUCUGAAUGUCGAAUCGUUGCAUCGUACUUUGGGAUUUGACAGGGAAGAAGCUAAGCGAACUUGGGCGAUGAUCUAUAUACAGGAAGUCGAACUCAGUUUAGACGCGGGCAGACCUAUGUCAGUGCGUUCUUCGGACAUGGAAAUGAAUUACCCAACUGUACAACUACCAGCUACACAUGAGUCGCGAACAGAUCUUGCACAGGUUGUCUUCAUCUCCCAUCUGGCAAGAUUCUCCAAGAUUGUAAGGACGAUAUUGAAGCUGUCGGAUAUUCAUGAAGAACGGCCUGUCUUGCUUUUAGAAGAGCGGGAGUCGUUGCGACAACAGCUCGAGCAUUGGCGAGACUCUUUACCGUCUUACUUAAGCAUUGAGAGCAACAGUAGCGAGAUCCCUGAUAGUGGAGACGCCAGUCUCUCCUUCCUUCGUGACUGGAGAGCAAGACAGCAAAGUAGCCUCAGAAUCCAUUUUAACUUAGGAAACAUUAUACUACUGAGAGGCGCAGUGAACGCCAAAUUUGAUUUGGAUUCUGGCGCUGCUGAUUGUCCAUUGAUGGCUAUGCACCGCAGAAUCUGUCUCGAUGCCGCUCGUGACAUGAUCAUGCAUAUUCAUCGAUCGUUCGAAAGAGCUCCAGAGCUAAGGCGCUGGGGCUACUACACUUUCUAUACUCUGCAAGCCAUCCUGGUCUUACUGCCACAAUCGAACGACUUCAGCCCAGAGGAUGAUACAGCAUGUUUGCAUGCUGUUGAGAUCUUUGAAAAGAUCCCUCUGAAGGCUUCGCAACGCUGUGCAGAAGUAGUACGUCAAUACCUUCGUCGUCGCGUCCAGUCCAAAGCGAAACGGCAAAGAGUACAUGUUGCCCACGAUGCUACGUCCACGGAUGCGAAUCCUCCGGAGCCUUUGUAUACCGACGAAGUCUCUGCACAAGUCCAGGCACCAGAGUUGCAAGAUCUAAGCAGAUCCCCAACGCGAGACAAUAGUCAUCACUCGGGGGGCGUUUCAAAUCUGGAGAACAGCCUUUCGUGGACUUCGGUGUCUCCAAAUACGCUCCAGACCGAAAUGUAUAGCGCACUUUACAGUCAUGAUUUGACCAACGACUUUUACUCUGGGCAUCAACAAUAUUUCUUUGGCUCCACGGGAUUUCCAAGUAUCAUUCUAGAAGACAACAACAACAACUACUGCUAUAACAACAACAGCAACAACAACGACAUUAACAAUACUAGCGAUUGGUUCGAAUUUUGGAACAGAUAGCAGAGUAAAAACCAUCUCCUCCUGUGACCGAUAUCGCGACAAGUG